Messenger RNA from Saccostrea echinata, 7738 nucleotides. RefSeq lists its product as uncharacterized. The transcript has 36 exons. Gene Ontology annotation, molecular function: phosphatase binding. NCBI's taxonomy places the organism in Eukaryota, Metazoa, Mollusca, Bivalvia, Ostreida, Ostreidae. The record is from RefSeq and is a predicted model, not a curated record. Bases 86 to 7186 code for a protein of 2366 amino acids.
GAAGUGUUGAGCAGUGUUAAAAAUGACUUUCCAAAAUUUAAAUGAAUGGAAAGAGACAACCUAGGUUAUGUGAAAUGAAACUCCAAUGAUGACUUCAUCGUUGUUCUUGGAGAGGAGACUUGGUGAUCUCCCCGUGCUAGAUAGGAGUAAAAUAGGGGGUUCCUCCUCAAGAAAGAGGGACAGUGCACAGAAAAAUGAAACAUACUUAGUGAGUGUAUCAGCAAAGAAACCAAUUGGUGUCCCUGAGGCCCAUGCAGUGCCUCGACCAUCUGUACGACAAGCCGUUAGAAGAAGGCUCAACUUUCUGGACAGUGACGACGAUUUCCAACCAACACCAGGCUUUGAUUUCACUGACAAGAUGGCUGCUUUUAGGGAACUUCUGAAGAAAGAUUCUGAACGAGAUGCUGAAAGAAAUAGAAAGAACUUUGAGAAUAGGUACACUGGUGAAGUGGGGAGGCCUCACAUCAGGGACACAGAGGGAGGGGGUCCACCAAGUGAGAAUGGAUUACCGAGGUCAAGGGAAGCCCGGAGAUUACUCAGUAGGUUGGCUGAUGAAAAACUCGCUAGGAUGUCAUACAGGAAUUACCGUGCUCAGCUUCAUCUUCAAAGUGCAUCUUAUUCGCAUAACAACCAGGAAAGAAGGGUUGAUAUGCCAAAAACUGAAAACAAAAGUGAAAAUAGAGAUGAGGAUUAUCUAGAUAAAUUUUUAUCAGAAAGAACUAGCAUAAGGUCGUCAAGCCAACAGAGAGAAGCUAGCCAUCAAAACGAUGCUGAUCUUGACAAAAUUCCACAGAAGGAAUCCCCUUGUCAGACAAACUGUGAUAAAAUUCCAUUGUGCCAAAGGAAUCCAUUACAGGAACCAGGUCUUCUUUUAAAUGACACUAUGGGCUCCACAAGUACCCUAAAUAGGAAAAUAGGAAAGGUUUCAAUACAGUCUAAUGUUCCUCAUUAUCAUCCUUCAUAUGUAUCAACAAAGGAACCUCCCUCUGAAACUGUGAAAUCUUUGAGCAAACAACCAAACUCUAAAGGACUGGGACUAUGUGAAGGAAUUAGGACAGGGGAAGUAAUCUUCACAAAGUCUCGUUCAGGCAAGACUUCACGUACCAGUGUUAGUGGAACUCCUCAGUCGGCCAGCAAGGGAGAUGGUGGUGUUUUAACCCUGCAGGACUUGGCUUCAUCUCCAAGUAAAAUCAAAUCUAGCAGAGGAAAAACAAAGGAAAGACAAAAGUCAGAGGAAAAAAUCAGGAAAAAUAUCAAAGAAUUGAAAGAAGAUCUCAACAUUUCUGAUUCUUCAAAAGAGAAUGAUAAAGUUACAUCAAGGAGGCACAAAAAACCCAGCAGGGACAGAGAUGACCUGGAAGUCAAUGAGAUAGUGGAGGGAACAGAUGAGCCUAAGAUGACAGGGGUGGUGGAUAUGGAGGGUCCUACUGCUCAAACCACCAGGAAGGCUGUGUUUGGUCCCAGGAACCCAGAGACUGAAGGGGCCAAGAGAGAAGGUGGAUGGAGACCGACUGAGGGAAGUAUGAGUGGGUCAGUCCGAUCUACAGGAUCUCAGUCUUCAACUAUCAUGGCCGUCGAGCUUCUAAGGAAGCUGUACAACGUGGAUCCAAGAACUAGACAAGACCUUGUUCUUAAAGCCAAGUGCUUUAGAAGGUGGUUGAAGAAUGUGCAGUCAAUGCAGUCCAUAGAUGAGAAGGAUCCCUACGCCCAGUCUGGCCAAGAAUCGUAUGUAGGGGGCCCCAGACAGGGGCUGGGUGGUUUGCUAGGCUCUGCACAGCUGACUGAGACAGACAUUGGGGACAAUGCUUUGUUGAGUUUUCCACAUGACAAUCUGCAAACUUAUGAGCAAAAUGGUGUGGGCUUAAAUAGGAACACUGUAGAGUAUAAAGGCACUAAUUUCAUAAGAUAUGACACAAGGUUUGGUGAGCAUCGCACACCAGGUGAAAAAAUUACCACAAAGGUUGCACCUAUUACAAAGGAGAAUUUAGAAAGACACACCCAAAUAGUGCAAAGUAAUAUUCAACCUUUCUCCAGUAUUCAUUUGAAUGAUGGACCCUCCGCAUUCACCAUUGUUAGACCAUGUCCAGCAAAUCAGAAAGAUUCACCUGGAGAAAAUGGAAAUCCCCCAACUCCUCGAUCACGGGUAACAAGGGGAAAUAGCACUGGUCAAGCAGUUCAAAGCACAGACAAAAUACUUUACCCUCAGACACACUUUGCCAAUUUUAAUGCUGACCCACAAGUUAAGAUUUUCUCAGACAGUAUUGCACGUGUGGCCAGUGUGCCUGCUUCUCAGCCUGUGACGUGUUCUGCUAGCAGGUGUGUGACUGAUAGUGCUAGAAUAGCUAGGAGACUGGGACGGGCCACUAAUCUGGUCCUCCCCUCCGUGUCUGAGAGCUUUACACAGCUUCUGGACACAGCAAAUUAUGGGGUCUGUCUGCAAAGUGCUGAAAUGUUUCAUCGCCGUAGAGUCCAGAGGGAUUUUUUUCUGAAAUGGAAGAAAAAUGCAGCUGAGCAUGUAAUCAUCAGGGCUGCAGACAACCUCCAUAGGUUACACUCUCUGAAAAAAGGAAUGAAUGCCUUUAAGUGGGCCAUCAACCGGUCAAGAAUCAUGGUGGACAUUUAUCAGAAUAAACUAAAAGGAGUACUGGUCACAGCUACCUUCUACAAGUGGAGGGACCAAGCUAACAUCAGUCGGCAGAGGAGAAUGCAGAAGACUUUUGACAGAUGGAGACAUUUUACAGAGGAGUCGCAGAAAAUUCGCUACCUACAAGACUCCAUGGAUCACAAGCUGUUGAUCCGAACAAUGAACACCUGGAGAGAAAAGUUCCAGAUUCGAGUUAAAGAGAACUCGGCUCAUAAUCACUUCAGGAGGAGGGUUUUAACUCAGAGCCUCACAGCAUGGAGGAUUUACACCCUGGAGUCUAAAGAAAAACAGAGAAGAGAUGAGAUGGCUAGAAAUUUGUACAGUGAGAGACUACAGAGUAAAAUGUUAACUAGCAUGGUGAUACAGUACAGAAAAAUGUCCCUGGCCAAACUUCAUCACAGAGACCAUUUUCUUCAAAAACUGUUACUUGAAUGGAAGCAGGCAGCCUCUAUCAGUCGUAAGGAGUAUGAGAUGAAUCUGGUUCUGAGCCAGGAACACUGGGAAAAAAACCAGCUCCAGCAUCGCUUCCAGCACUGGCAUGACCUACUUUUGACUGAGAGAGCAAUCAAAGCAGGCAAUCAGAAACUUGUCAGAAAUGCAUUUAUUAUCUGGAAUACAAGCUGGCAACAUCAGGUUCGAUAUCGAGAAGAAAUUCACGCUCGCAUCCGACACAAAAUCCUGUCUACUUCUCUGAACUGCUGGAAAGAAAAUGUGGCCGUAUUGAAGAAGCGUCGUGAGGCAGCAGUGGUUUUCCUGCAGCGAGUCUUAGUGAGACAUAGUUUGCACGGCUGGCAAAACUACACACAGCACAAACGACAGCUCAGCACUAAGAUGGCAUUUUUAAGAACAAUUCAGGAGACUUUGACAUAUCGCUUGAACAUUAAAAUACAACAGAAGGUUAUGUCUCUAUGGAAACGGCAAGUGGAAGAGAGGCUCAAUUUACGCCGUGCUCAAACGUUUUGGUCUAAUACUUGUGCCAGGAAGUCAGUUGUGCAGUGGAAGAAGGUCUGUCACAAGAGAUCACUACGUAGGCUGCUCAGUGAUACAGAGCCAAUCAGAAAACAGAAUCUACUCAAACGAAUGUUCCAGAAGUGGUUGAACGUAAAGGAGCAGAUUGAGUCAGAGAAUCAGGAGGUGGAACAGACGAGGGCAAUAUUAGACAGGACGCAGCUAGAAACUCGCUUCAGUCACUGGAAGGCAGAGACGUUACUGAGGAUACGGAUCAGACCGCUGGUCCAGCGCAGGCAGACAGUGCUAGUUACAGAUUCAUUUAAAGCUUGGCAUUCUUUGGUGCAGCAGAAGAAAGACUGUAGAAGAAACAACAUGAUCUUCAUGAAAUCCAAACUCAGAAAGUGCUUCAAUGCCUGGAGGAGACAAUUUCUAUUGCAAGCUGUGGAGAAAGACUUGAAAAAGAAAGUAGAAGCAGGCUUUGUGAGGAAGUGUCUGACAGGAUGGAGAGAAGUGAUCAGGAGAAAGAAGGAAGCACAGCAAUUCCACAGCAGACAACUUCUGAAGCAGACAUUUGUAGAGUGGCACUACAAGGCCAUUAAAAAGAUGAAAGAGAGACUGGCUACAAAAGAGGAACAGGAAUACAACAAUUUCUUGCUCAAAUCCUAUUUCAAUUUGUGGCUGACCAAUGCACAACAACAGAGGAGAUAUGAACAGGACAUUAUAGACAGGGCAGAGGAGAGCCAAAAGAAUAAACAGAUUGAGUCCUCCUUUAAAUUCUGGAGACACCAUCUCAGGGCCACACUUGUUGCAAGAGAACACCAGAAGAUGUUACAGAGGAAGCUGAUGAUACAGGUGAUUGUGGAAUGGCGUAGUAUCUCAGAGAGGGGCAUCAAACAAGCAGUACAUGAAUUUGCUGUCCGUAUUGGACUACAAACUCCCGAAGACUACUCUGGGGAGGCCCUCAGUACUUCAGGAGAUUCUGCAGAGACACCUGAGAGACUCCAGUUGCUGACAGACAUGAUACUGGCCAGUGAGAACACCAGUGGAAUACACAGUCCUGUGGCAUCGUCUACAAUGGGCACGCCCAUGAAGAGUAUUUUGGAAUCACCCAGAAAGAAGAGGUUAUUUUCUCCAGCCUUGAGUCGUGUGAGUCUUGACUUGGAUAGGUCCAUUCCAGAAAUGGACCUCAAACCCUCCCUCGUUAACACCAGUUUUAUUGAUGCCAGAUUUGAGAUGGAACAGGCAGUCAAGACAGAAAGAAUGAAGACCUUGGUGACAACAGCUGUGAAGAGGAUUCAAUUCUGGCCAGUCAGUAUUAUUUUUGAUCAGUGGUGGGAGUACACUGUUCACCAGAGGGAGCUCCGAACACUUUGUAAACAGGCCAGUGAUGUCAUACAGAGACAGAGGUUAAAGUUCACCUUUGGGGUUUGGAGGUCACUCUACCAGAGAGAGACUCAGGCUAGGCAGUUCAGGGAGGAAUGUUUGAAGAGACAUGUCUUUGAAGCACUGCAGGAAAACAAAAAGAUGAUGAAGUACAAGAAAGAGAUGACUGCACUUGCUCAUGACUAUCAUUCAUUAAUGGUGUUCAGAAAAAUAUUUCCAGUUUGGUUUGAAAAGGCACAAGAAAUGAGACAUACCCGCAGUGUUAUUCGUAUCUGGAACACUAGAACAGAACAGGAACAGGGGUUACUUCCCUUGGAAGAUACUCUUCAUCACAGACUGUCCAUGAGGACCUUAAGGAAGUGUUUUGCUGUAUGGCAGCUUAAAUUCCUGCAGAUUGACAGACUGAGAAAAAUAUAUAAUAAGAUUAUACAGAAAAGGUUCUUUGAAGUUUGGAGAGAAUGGGCUCAAAGAAAAGCUCAGUUGCGAAGGGAGAGCCAGAAUUUCAGCAAUCACAGAGUACAAACUUGGGCUUUUAACACUUGGGUUCUUCGUCGACAACAAAUGGUUGUCAUUGAUCAAAAGGUCAAGGACACUCAAACACAGCACAUGAGGUUGAUGUUACAGAGUUGGUACCACUGGGCCUCAGAACACAAGAAAAGAAAGCUGGCAAGUGUGAUGGUGAUGCAGACCUCACAGAGAAACCUUGUGAUGAGAACUUUUGCAACAUGGAGAAUCCAGACUGAGAAAUGUCAACAGUUAUCUAAGUGGUGUCAGCAGAGACUGAUGAUCAGAGUAAUCCGAGAGUGGCAGGAAGUAGUGGAAUGGAAGAAACAAAUGAGACAGAAAGUCCUGUCAUUCCAAGUGAAGUCUUAUACCAAACAGGUGAUAAGGAUGUUCAAGAUUUGGCACUUUCAGUAUUUGGAGCGUGUACAGCAGCAUGAAGAGCAUGAAGCAUACAUCAGGAGACGUGUGUUGGAGUAUGGCAGACAUUGGAGGAAGCAGGCUCAGAAAGCAAGGGGCAGACAACUCCAUCAGGUGUUCAUGUAUAGACAGGUUGCUACCUGUUUUGCCAAGUGGAAGUAUGGUUAUGAGAGGAACCUGGAAAGGGAGAAUCAGUUGAAUAAGUACAUUGUUCGCAGGAAUAGAAAGAUUCUGGGAACUUUCCUUGAUGACUGGAAAAUCAAGUUACUCUCAAAUCAGGCUACAAGGCACUUUAAUGUCAAGCUAUUAGGAACAUUCUUUAGUGAAUGGCAUGUAUUUGCUUCAGAAUCCAGACAGAGGAGACAGACAUGUGCCGUGUAUCAGAGAGCACUAGAACAGCAGAGUCUGAAGACGUAUUUCCAGUACUGGCACAGCCUCACACAGGUCCAGAAUGACAUCAAGAAACACUGCCAUCUCAAACUACAGAUCAGAGUGCUGAGGGAGUGGCAUAUGUAUGCUCGUCGACGUCGACAGCUGGCCACACUAGGGACUGUGCUGACAAAACACAUACAGACAAACACAUUGAAGAGGGCAUGGUACAUCAUGAAAACACGAGCUGAUUAUUGCCAGAACCUCAAUGAAACUGCUAAUAAGGUGAUAACAGAGAAGAAUCAGCAAUCUAUGAGACUGGCCUUGUCUGUAUGGUGGAAGCGACUGAACCGUAUCAUUGCAGGCCACUGCUAUCACCAUCUUCUAGCCAGGAGAACUGUGAGGCAGUGGAGGUGGUUUGUGGAGAAAAAGAAAGAAGAGCGGGAAAUAGAGAGACAGAAGAAUGGGAAAGCCAUUUUACAUCACAACAGACACAUCUGUAAAUUGGCCUUCAGAGCCCUACACAAUGAAGUCAAGGUCAAGCAUCAGCUACAAAGACACAAACUGAGGUUACAAUUGAAAUAUGGCAGUCUCUGGAAACACCGAGUGGACUUGAUGUACACUGCUAAAUGUGUGGAGGAAGAGAGACUUUUAUUACAAUCUUGGGAUACAUGGAGGAUAGCAUUUGCCAAGCGUCGUGCAGCAAACAAAGUGACAGCCUACAGUGAUAGGCAGAUAUUGUCACAGGCAUUUUUGGCAUGGAAAGAAGUUUGUUUUGAAAGGAUUGAUAAAGUGAGGAAGUCGGUCCAGUUUUACCUGCCACCAACAGAACCUCCAAUGUUUAAACCCUCCCAGCUCCCUACCCCCAUCAGCAGGUCUCAGGGCAAAUCCUCCAGGAAAUCAACUGUAAUGGCCUAGAUUUUACUCACAGCAAGGCUUCAAAACUCAAAACUUGAACUCGUCUCAACAAUUCUAGUGAAAAUGUGAAACUCUUAUCAUCUGCAUGGAUUAUUUUACAAUUGUGAGAGAUUUUUGAAUUCAUAAUAAUUUAUUGUGUGUGUAACUUUUGUAUGUGUGUGCUUGUAUUUAAGUAUAGGAAUGACUGCCAAAUGUAAUAAGCAUUCUAGUCAGUAUUUAUUGAAGCCAUUUGUGUUAAUUAUGCAUUCCAUUUUAUGUUUUAAAAUAAAAACAGGGUUUGGUAUAUUAUGUAAAUAAAUCUGUGAUAUCACUGUGUGCCAAACUUAAAAGCAUGUUCCCUAUCCCUGUAAUGGGAUAUAAAGGUGCUGUUAUUUCAAAAUGUAAAAUACAUGGACCUUACACUGCAAACCUCUACAGCCAUACACAUCUGUGAUAGUUAUUUUUUCAAAGAAAUCCGUGUUGAUCUUUAAGUAUUUUUGUUGCACUCCUUUUCAUGUGUUGGGUAUAUGUUUUUUUUGUGUUUUAUUCAAAUUCUUCCAUUCCACAAAUAAA